Messenger RNA from Nannizzia gypsea CBS 118893, 2943 nucleotides. Its product is annotated as ZZ type zinc finger protein. Lineage: Eukaryota; Fungi; Ascomycota; Eurotiomycetes; Onygenales; Arthrodermataceae. The transcript is spliced from 6 exons. The coding region runs from base 1 to 2943 and encodes 980 amino acids. The record is from RefSeq and is a predicted model, not a curated record. Gene Ontology annotation, molecular function: zinc ion binding.
AUGACCGUUCCGCCAACGAAUAGCACCAACAAUAUCAAUGGCUCGCUGGCCCGAAUGUCUACCUCUAAUACUUCUAUCCCUACCUCGGUCAAUGCUGCUGAGCUGCUUGCCCACGGGAAACCUUUCAUUGAAUUCCCUCGAUACUCUAUACUCGACAUAAAGCAGGAGGCCUUCGCGGACGAAAAGCCUGGUGAAAACGGUGCGCCAUCUCAACUAGACGUGCCGGGGCAGAAUACUGGGGAGUUUGAGCAAGCUGCUCUAGGCCAUUUUUCUGGCUGGCUAUCAGCAAGAUUGCAAGAUGGCAAGCCGUUCGUGAUACAGGAUUUUGAUAAACUGCCUGAAUGGAAUCAAAGGCUGUUCUCCCUUGAAGGCUUAAUCGAACAUUCCACGAAAAAAAAUAUUCCUAUUCGGAACUGCAGCACAAACAGAGAUCUCAGCUUCACUCUCAAGAAAUUCGCCGAUGCGUCUCGACAGUCUUGUCGGGAGUUUAGAAACCUCUAUGCUCGAGACCUGCGUUGUCCAGAUUCCUGGUUGGAGCAGUGUAAGAGACUACUCCCUCCUGAGGUUCAAUGGGGCGGCAGGCUGGACCUGUUCCAAUGGUUGCCAUCAUGCGCCCGCAGUGAAGUUAUGAUGGCCUAUGUUGGUUCUCAAGGCUCCUCAUCUGGUUUCCACCGGUGCUUUUCCUCGACGGUAGCUUUGAAUUUACUAGUUGACCAUGGCGAUCAGCCGGUUCUCUGUUUUGGAACUGAUUUCAGCUCCCAACAAAAAUACGAUAACUUUAUGGCCGCUCGCGGUGCGUCACCCCACGUCGAUUGGCUGAACCUGGGGCCAGAGGAUCUCAAGAACGCAAAUUUCCCCGUUUACGUCUGUGAACAAUGGCCCGGAGACCUUGUUGUCUUUCCUCCCGCAACAGCACACCAAGUUUGGAACCUUGGGAAGGUUUCAACGAAAGUGGUGUGGAACAUCCUACAUCCGCUAUCCCUGGAUGCUGGGCUGCACUAUGUACAACCUCCUUUUAACCGUUUGUGCCAUCCAGAUGUUGCUCGAUCAAACCUCUCACUGGCCUGUGCCAUGUUGUCUCUGCUUCGCGAUGAUCAACCUGCCACUAUUCCUCCAGAUCUACCCCUUCUUACCAGGCUCUUCAAUCAAAUGGCAAAGGAUGAGACAAUUGACGGUCGUCCUGCGACGGCAGUCACCCUUGUCCCUAUACCCGAGACAGCCAUAGCAACCUGCAAUUUUUGUGGUACCGCCAUCUGGAACCGCCAUCUUCGCUGCAACCAAUGUCAGGAUUUUGACCUCUGUCUCAUGUGCUAUCUGAGCGGUCGCAGCUGCGAACACCCUUCAAGCUAUUCAUGGGCUGAGAUAGUUCCGCAAGAGGUAUGCUCGCGUGUUGUACAAAGGGCAGAAUCUAUACUUGGAUACAGCAUAAGCAAAUCCUCUGAAGGAUCCCGUAUUCCGGAUCAGCGCAAAACCUUAGGUACGGCGGUAAACGAACUGAUGCUAGCCAGACAGAGCAUGGCAGUGAAACUGUGCCACCUUUGUAGGAGCGAUCAUCUAGAAUGGAAGGGCAGACGCUGCGAUAAGUGUUCAGCCUUCUUUUGCUACCGCGGACUGUACCGUCACUUUGACAUGGCAUCCGCAGAUGUCAUGCGCCACCCAGGACUAUGGAUAUGUCCAAAAUGCUUAGAGAGUUGCAACUGUCGAUGCUGCCAUUUUGCUUCCCCUUACGUCAAAGCUGAAAAGCCCGCAUCGAAACGCAGAGUUCGACCGGGAGACCCGCGGGGGAAAAAUAUGGGGUUUACAGACAAUGUUUUUGACCAGAAAAAGAGAAAUACGCCAGCCCUUCCUGCAUCACCUGCAUUCACAUCGCCACCCGCCGUCAGAUCUCAUAAACGGCCCCUCUCAUCGUCCUCGACCAUCCAGCCAUCUUUGUUAUCCGCACCACCUCGCCGUGCUACAGCUUCUUCCAUCACUCUUCCAGCUUUCUCAGCCCCUGAUUUGGCCGACUCACCUCUCCUUCAUGGAAGAAGAGAAUCUACGGUUGAGGUAGUUCCGGAUGGCACACCUCAUGAUCGAUUCAAGAUGCGAAGAACGUCUGUUAUAUCUCGUGAUACCACUCCUAAGCCUUAUUCUGAUAUACCUCCUGGCAAGACUCUCCUUGGGAUCAACUACAUUACACAGACAACUUCCUCCGGUGACGACCAGCUAUCUCUUCCCCCGCUUAAGGGCGGUGGUUCCUACUCCAGCGGGCCUUUUACUAUGACCUCGCCGUCUACUAUGUCUCGCAAGUCGAUGUCGAAUGAUGGCGGGAUGACAGCCCUAGCUACUCUUGCAAGCACGAGGGAAAAAGAACCAGUCUCACUCACGAGUAGCACAGCCAUUGGGAACGCAUCUCGGUACGACAGGGACUCUAGGAGUGAUAGCAAUAGUGACACCGUGGCUUUGAUGACACAUCCCGAAACACAUCAUCAACCUCAGGCAUACGGCCAGCUUCCUUACCAGGCAAACAACACUCAGCUACAUCAGUUUGCCCCUUCAUUCGGAUUUUUCCCCAACUCUAGACAACAGCCAAUGCCGCACCAUCAUCCCGGCACCCUAGGUAAUGCACUCCUCAGCGGGGCCCCAGCUACAUCAGUCUCGACUCCCCGUUCAACAUCAUUGACAUUACCUUCAAAUCCUAAUUCGUCGGCUACCAACAAUAUACCCGCACUUGAGACGCAACUCAUCCGCCUCCGCCAGUACUCUGAAGAAGUUCUUUCACUCUCCCUGUACGACUCCCACAAGCUUCUCCAGGAUGAAAUCCAGCGGCUGGAGGGAACUCUAUUACUAGCAAAAAAGGACCGAAGUGAACGUGUCCUACGCAAUUUGGAAGCAGAAUUCCCGACACUGAGAAAUAUCCACGAAGGCCUAAAGCGAGAGGCCACACGACUUGGCUACCUCUAA